This is a messenger RNA of Austrofundulus limnaeus, 1881 nucleotides long. RefSeq names its product guanylate cyclase activator 1B (gene guca1b). Gene Ontology annotation, molecular function: calcium sensitive guanylate cyclase activator activity; calcium ion binding. Gene Ontology annotation, biological process: visual perception. The transcript is spliced from 4 exons. Gene Ontology annotation, cellular component: photoreceptor inner segment; cone photoreceptor outer segment. The record is from RefSeq and is a predicted model, not a curated record. Bases 977 to 1570 code for a protein of 197 amino acids. NCBI's taxonomy places the organism in Eukaryota, Metazoa, Chordata, Actinopteri, Cyprinodontiformes, Rivulidae.
CUAUCCAGCUUGUUUUAGAUGUUCCUCUGCUCUUCAGCAGGUUAAUCACUUAUUCCUUCAACUCAGACAGAGAAACAACUAAAACAUGCAGGACAGUGACCCUCAAGCACCAGGAUUGGACACUACUGGUUUACAUGUUCCAUGUAGCUGUCUGAAUGACCUCGGUUUGGAUAAAUAUAUGUUUUUUUUUAAACUUAUUCAAAGUUUUUGCUUUAUUCAAAACUUCCUAAUGGAUCACACAAACAAUAAAUAAACUUUUACACCACAGUCAGUUUUUUAUUAGUUAUUCUUGUUGAAACAUUAGAAGAUUCCUGCUGGAACAGACCCCCAGGCUGCACCUAACAUGCUACACUUUGCUGCUGCUGCCCUUUGUACUUGAAAUAACUACAGAGUUGUCUGCAAAUAACCAUACACUGCAAAACUGAUGAUAAAAUCACUAGAGUACUUUAAGUAAACUAACAUAUUCACAGAACCCCGUUACUAAAAUGACCUUGUUGCAUCACGUCUGCAUCAUCAGUGGUCCCUGAAACUUACUUUAGUGAGGCAGCAUCCACAAUGCUCACAAACCAGGCAUGUAACGGUUCUUGUUUAGCUUUGGUACAUGCUGCAACCCAGAGAAAAUCCUUUCAUCUUCUUUGUAUGAACUAAUUGAGUUUGACAAGUCUUCAUUUAUAAUCCAUUAUCACGUGAUCCACACAAACCUGAGUCUCAUCCUCACUUUUAGAAAGGAUUUGUUGCAACCCAGAUCCUAAUGACACGUCUGCUCCUUUUGGCCUUUCGUUCUUUUUUGGAUUAUUUUAGUUUCUGCUGAUCAGCAGUAACCCUGUUGGAGGAACUGGCUUUUACUGACCACGUUUUAGCUUUUCUAGAUUUUAUUUAGUUAAGGAAAAGUUUCAGAGAAAGUUCUCUCAAACUGGUGAAUGUGAUGUAAGAAACAAUUUCAACAUUAGGGGAGUCGGAGAAACACCUUCCUACCAUGGGUCAGCGUCUGAGCGAGGACAGUGACCCGGACAAGGAAAUCGAUGUGGCGGAGCUGCAGGAAUGGUACAAAAAAUUUGUUGUGGAGUGUCCGAGUGGAACGCUGUUCAUGCACGAGUUCAAGAGCUUUUUCGGCGUUACUCAUAACAAGGAGGCUGCAGAUUACAUCGAAAACAUGUUUCGAGCCUUUGACAAGAACGGCGACAACACCAUUGAUUUUCUGGAGUACGUGGCAGCUUUGAACUUAGUCCUACGAGGAAAACUGGAGCACAAACUUAAAUGGACUUUCAAAAUGUACGAUAAGGACGGAAGUGGGUGCAUCGAUAAAACAGAACUUCUUGAAAUUGUGGAGUCUAUUUACCGGCUAAAGAAAGCCUGCCAUGGAGAACUGGAUGAAGAAUGUAACCUGCUUACUCCGGACCAAGUGGUUGAUCGGAUAUUUGAGUUGGUUGAUGAAAACGGAGAUGGUGAGCUCUCGCUGGAUGAGUUCAUAGACGGAGCACGGAGGGACAAGUGGGUGAUGAAGAUGCUGCAGAUGGAUGUGAACCCUGGGGACUGGCUCAAUGAGCGGAGACGCAGCGCAAACUUCUAAGACUGACUCCUCCAAAGGACGUGUGAUCAUUCACUCUGUGACUUUGUAUAAAAUGUAAAUAAACGUCAAACCGUCAUUUCACUUAAGAUGAUUUUAGAUAUAUUUCCAUCACAAUCUUGUUUUGCUUCUCUUUAACAUCAAGCUAUAGAGCUAAUGCAACAGUACUCUUCCUCUUAUUUUUUGCAUAUUAUGUAAAUGUAAGUUUAUUUAUGUAUUUUACACAUGCAGUAGUUGUAAAGCACUUACUAUAUUUUUUCUGUCAUAAAUCAAGUGUAACAGUUGUUUAAUAAAUCAACACACUAAAACUUUCA